This is a messenger RNA of Papaver somniferum (opium poppy), 1851 nucleotides long. Its product is annotated as heat shock 70 kDa protein II-like. The record is from RefSeq and is a predicted model, not a curated record. The coding region runs from base 1 to 1851 and encodes 616 amino acids. Gene Ontology annotation, cellular component: cytoplasm. The transcript has a single exon. Gene Ontology annotation, molecular function: ATP binding; ATP hydrolysis activity; ATP-dependent protein folding chaperone. Lineage: Eukaryota; Viridiplantae; Streptophyta; Magnoliopsida; Ranunculales; Papaveraceae. Gene Ontology annotation, biological process: cellular response to unfolded protein; protein refolding.
AUGGCUCAAAAGAAAGCAGCAAUCGGCAUGGAUUUUGGUACUACAUUCUGUAGAGUUGCAGUUUGUAAAGAAGGGAAGGUAGAUGUUAUCGCAACAAUUACAUCUUGUAUCGCAUUCGGUGACAAUCUAACAGAACCAUUGUUCGGAGAUGAAGCACAAGAUCAGAUGCAUUCGAAUCCAUUGAACACGAUAUUUCAUGUUACCCGUUUAAUGGGUACGAAAAUGGCUGAUCAUGCAUUGAAGGAAGACAAGAAACUCUGGCCAUUUAAAGUUGUUUUUCCUGAUUUCGACGAUAAUGAAGAACCUAAGGUUCAGGUGCAAUUUGAUGGCGCGUCAAAGAAAUUGUCUGCUGUAGAGAUAUCGUCGAUGUUUUUAAAGAAGUUGAAGAGCAUUGCGGAAGAGCAUUUAGGAGAGAAUGAUGUGAAAGAUGUUGUGAUCAGUGUUCCGUCAUUCUUCACUGAUUUCCAAAGAAGAGCGAUGAAAGCUGCUGCGGUUAAGGCCGGGAUGAAUUUAAUGAGGAUUCUGAAUGAAACGUCCGCGGUUGCAAUCGAGUACGGUGUUCAUAGAGAAGGAUUAAAAGAUCUUGAAGAAAAAAGGAAGAGAGCACGUAUAGAUUUGAACGAAGAGUAUCACGUUAAUAAGAGAAGAAGAGUUACUGAAGAAAUAGUUAAAGAGAUUGAAGAAAACAUUUUAGUUCUUGAUCUUGGUGGUGGUGCUCUAAGUGUUGCAGUUGUGCACAUUAAAGAAGAUAAUACUGGGAGGAAAUUCAGAGUGAAAUCUGUAGCAGGGGACACUCAUCUUGGUGGAAAGGACUUGGACGAUCGCAUUAUUCGUCUUUGUAUCGAUGAAUUUACUGAUAUGUACAAAGAUGUUCGUGAUGUUUUUACAAAUUUUGACAAAGAGCAGGACGAUGCAGAGGAUGUCGCUAGAUCACUGAGUAGAUUAGUAAGUGAAUGCGAAAAGGCGAAAAUCAUUCUUUCUUCAGGAGUUGAUGCAGUGGCGAGAAUCGAAGUCGAAUCUUUCUACAACGGCAAGAAUUUGGUUUACACAUUAUCCAAAGAUAAAUUCGAGGAAAUAAGCAAGGAUUUUGUGGACAAGUGCAAGGGGGUGAUCAGGCAAUGUCUUCGAGAUGCGACACUUGAUCAAUCUGCUGUUAAAAAGGUUAUUCUCGUUGGCGGGUCUGCCAAACUUCCCGGGAUUGAAAGACUAAUGGAGUCUUUCUUAUUUGGUGGGGUUAUCGAGUUUGAAGGAAAAGGCAAAAUUCCGGAGAAUGCUGUUGCUCGUGGUGCUGCAAUCCAUGCAGCACUGUUAAGUGCAAAUGCAACGCGUAAAAAAGCUAUAAAAUAUGUACUGUCAGACGUGACUGCUUUCGAUAUCCUAAUCGAAAGUUCUUCAGGGAAGAAAACUGUGAUCCAACGGAACACGACGGUACCGGCUCAGGCAGAUGAUUUUUUCACAACUUCUUUGGAGAAUCAAAAGACUGUUGAAGUCCGUGUUUAUGAGGGAGUACAAGGAUGGGAUUACAAGUAUAAUUUUCUCGGUAUGUUCGCAAUUGGCAAUAUACCACCAGCGCCAAGAGCAUGGCCGAAGAUUGCCGCCACUUUCAAAAUUGACCGGGACGGAGUCUUGGAUGGAUUUGCCUUGGAUACUCUGGAUCCAACUGAACGUGCACUAGCAUUCCAAGACUGGUUGCCAAAUCCUUCCAAUGUUCCGUAUAGAUACACACCAGGUUAUAACGGAUAUAAGUGUGCAGUGACCAUCACCAAGGGAAGGUUCACGGAUGCGGAUCGUGCUGCAGCGGCUGAGCCUAUUAACAAUGAAGUUAUUAUCAAUGUAUCAGAAUCAUCAUAA